Molecule: messenger RNA, 840 nt
Organism: Zasmidium cellare ATCC 36951
Lineage: Eukaryota; Fungi; Ascomycota; Dothideomycetes; Mycosphaerellales; Mycosphaerellaceae
Exons: 1
Coding region: 1-840 (279 amino acids)
Source: RefSeq, a predicted model, not a curated record
AUGAAGCGCCGCAGCUUCCGCUUGGCCGUCAAGAGCAUCCGCCUGGCCAUCAAGAGCGGUGACCCCGAAAGCGAUGCUACCGCCGCUCUGGCUUCACCAUUUAAGGGAUCGCCCACCGUCGACACCUCGACCAACGACAAGAAAGACGAACCACCAUUUCGCCUCCUCGACUUGCCACCUGAGGUGCGCAAUCGGGUCUACUCAUAUGCCCUCGUCACUCCGCUCGCACGCGAUCUGUCCUACUUCACACUUCCGCCGCUAUCCCUCACAUCCCGCCAAAUUCGCCACGAGACCCUCCCGAUUCUCUUCGUCGAGUCUCCCUUUCGCCUCAUCAUCGGCAGCAACAUAGACCAUCAACAUCUUACCUUUUUCCAUGAAGAGCAGAGAAGCCACCGAUCGUCAGGUAUUGCUGGAAUCAAGCGAACCGUCAGCAGUGCCCUCAAGACUGCAGGCGAAGCUGGCCUCUUCCGCGACGUCAAGCUCGAGGUCUACAACGCCCUGUAUGUCGAGUCGGUACGUGUCUGGAACCGGCGCGGGAGACAGUCCUCAGGCAGUGGCACUCUGAGAGCGAGAGACGAUGACAAGCUGCAGAUCGCUUCUUUGCAUCUUCAUGUCGUCGAGGGAUCGCUGAAGCUGGCUGUCGAGGAAGGUCCUGAUUACCCCAGCUCGUCCCGCCUCUCGCACCUGCGUGAACAUGAGGUCAACCAAAUGGCAGUGGCUUUAGAUGGUGCCUUGGAGAAUGCGAGCUACAUUUCGCGGAAUUUCGGGGCGCAAGAUGGUUUCAAGGGCUUCAAAUUAAGCCAUCUGAGAAAGAUUGCUAUGGCAUUCCGCCUGGGAUGA